AUGAAGGCCAGCACUCUUCUAUCCCUCGCACUCGUGGUUCUUUUGUCCGCCACCGCAGUCCAAGCACAGUUCAAUGACGUCAUCAGGCUCCUCGAGAAGGUCGGCGAGUGGGCCAAUCAAGAGUACGACAUGGACCUGGACGGUGAGCCUUGUCAAGCGCGGGUGCAAGUCCAGCUGCACGGCCUGAAGGUGGUCUGGAAGACCGUCAUCCGGCACCUUGAGACUGGCCUCGAGGGCGAAGGCAAGGGUGUGGGCCAGGCAGGGUCGCGUAAGCACGCCGAGGCCGACCUGCGCCAGAAGCUGGCCCAGCGCCGGCAGGUCCUCGGCCCAGGCCUGGCCCAUCCCAGCGCCGCAGCCGCCGCCGGUGUCGGGUCAGACCUGGACGGGGAGAUACUGGACAUGAUCGACGACUGCGCGGCGCAGGGAGGGAUCACGGAGGAGGACAACAUCGCGCUGCAGGCGGAGGUGUUCAACCGCGGCCAGCAGUACGCGGCGCUCAAGACUGCGUUCAAUCGCUACGUGGCCACGAGCGCCGACGUCAAGCGCUCGGUCACGUCGCUCAAGGCCAUCCUCCGCAACAUUCGUGAUCAACAGAAAGAGCUGUAA
Messenger RNA from Acanthamoeba castellanii str. Neff, 606 nucleotides. RefSeq lists its product as uncharacterized. The coding region runs from base 1 to 606 and encodes 201 amino acids. NCBI's taxonomy places the organism in Eukaryota, Discosea, Longamoebia, Acanthamoebidae. The transcript has 2 exons. The record is from RefSeq and is a predicted model, not a curated record.